This is a messenger RNA of Dreissena polymorpha, 4009 nucleotides long. RefSeq lists its product as uncharacterized. NCBI's taxonomy places the organism in Eukaryota, Metazoa, Mollusca, Bivalvia, Myida, Dreissenidae. The record is from RefSeq and is a predicted model, not a curated record. The transcript is spliced from 6 exons. Bases 422 to 2644 code for a protein of 740 amino acids.
ACACACAAACAAGGAAGUGAUUAUGCAAUUGUAAUCAGCGAACAUUAUGAUAAAUAAUAUCCUGUAUGUUGCUUUAUAUUAUUUGAGCCAAGAUAACUGGAGUUAAGUUGUUAACCAGCCUGAGAAGAUCAGACUCGCGCGACUAUAGACAGAUCUGUUCUUGCCAAAACGUGACGUCACCACAACAAUGAAAAUCACAUGACGUCGUCUUCAUUCAUAAACAGUGCGCGUUGAUAUAUCGUGGUGAUAACCCAUGUGUUCGUGUGCAGUUAUGGCUCAGCAACAGUGUUCGUGUGCAGUUAUGGCUCAGCAACAGACAAUAGGUCCUAAACAACAACAAGUUAUUGAAAAUGCAGCCCAUCCGAUUCUUUUGGUGAAGACAUUUGCCUGAAACUUUGCUAGAAAAUACAGAGGAAAGUGAAUGUCAGCAGUCAAAGAAGCCCACGUGCGGAGAGCUUUAGGAAGCAAUAAUGGAAACAAGCGCAUUGUGACAUCAGCGGCUCUUGACAAGGCUCUUAGUGACAUUGGCGUCAAUGAGGAAACAAUUCAAUUGAGAAGGACAACUUGGCUUUAUCUUGAGGCUUUGCACACCAUCCAUCAACAGGCUCAGGACUUGGAUACCGAUGUAUAUUAUUUUGGAAGCCGAACCGAAGGUUCUACCACAGAAGGUAUGGACUCAGACAAUGAUAGUCUUGUGUGCUAUAGAUUUCCGGUGAUUCAUAAUAUUGCGGACAUGCAGUUUGAGCUAGGGCAUAUUGUUGUGGUUAUGGACACGUCAACCCCGCCUCAGUGUUGCUGUCUGCAAUGGCUCUUGCCUGAUUAUUCUAAAGUUUUGCCGGAUGAUUUUUUUCCGUAUUGUCAUAUUGAUGCUCAAGGGCGGUUAUUCCUGAAAAACAAUGGGGUGAACAUGUUCAUAGAACGGUACUACAAAAUAGAGGGUAUUGACUAUACCCAACACGGUCCUGCGCUUACCAUCGCCGGUUUCGUAGAUAUUGUCCACGCUUUUCACUGUGCAAAACUGCCAGAAGAGUGUCAAUAUAUUUUCAGAAGGCCAAAGCCCGGGCAUUGGCCUGGACCAGAAUUGUUGUCACAACUAAAGGAUAGCGGGGUUUUCCUUGUUAAGACUGCGCAUGUUGAGAACAAAACAAACUGGGACCCUCAACAACGCCUAGGAACAUUAACAGUACGAACUUUCGAUAACUCACAUGAGCGUUAUUGGAGGUUAUCUACCAAUUUGAUGGAGAGGCUUUUGAUGUUCGACCUCACAAUGACGCAAAUGAAAGUGUACGUAAUGAUGAAAAUAAUCAGAAAAGAGUUUUUUAAGCCGCUCGUUGGCGACCGUUUAAGCACGUUUCACUUGAAAACCACGUUGCUGUAUUGCGUGGAAAUGUUUCCUCCAUGCAUCUGGGAAGAUGAAAAUCUUAUCCAAUGUUUAACAUUUUGUUUGACAACAUUAAGGCGGUGGUUAAAAGUGCGAUAUUGCCCUCACUUUACGACGGUAAAUGUGAAUUUAUUUGCAGGUAAACUGCAAUGGAAUGAGUUUCCGUCUUUGAUAGAAUUGUUCACGGAUAUUAUCCGUAACGAUGUGUAUUGUUUGUAUAAUGUUAAAAUGGACGACCUUGGUAGCCGUAUAUUGUCGAUUUCCACAGAGAGUACAAAUGAACUCCCUUUCGAAAAACUGGAUAUCGUUGUUGCCAGCAAGAUGUUUGCUUCGAUGAUCUUUUACUCAUGCGGAUUUUUGUACAUUUUGGCAACGCUUGGAGAAGAAGAAACAUCAACACUAAUAAACUACUUUGCGCAGUACAUUCAAAAGUUAGAGACCAUUAAUAAAACCAGCACGGGAUACAUUCGUUCAGCAGUCUCUAUUGCAUUACCAUUUCAUUAUUCCAUGCAGGCUAUACUGAAAGCGUCGCUCUGUAUCGGUGAAAAUCGAACAUUACCGCAGGAGAUUUUAACUUUGUGUGAAAAGUCUCUGAUGUCCGACGUGACAUCAAGUCGCCUUAAGUUUGCGUCGAUAUAUUUCUCAGCAUGGCAAUUUGAAGAGGCUGCUGCUAUUCUUAAUCAGGUAGAUGCACUCGUUUCUAACACAGUAAUACCUUUUAGCCCUUGCUUUAAUUUCAAUAACUAUAAGUUUGAUUUAGAGCUGCUGCGACGCCGAAAAGAGUUCCUACACAUGUUGCAAAACGAGGUUGCUAUGAGCACAAUGUUUGGCAGACACGAAAUCAAUUGUGUUCCUGGGCAGCUUGUCGCUGAGUUCUACAGAACGGUAACGGCGGAGGAUAAAGCGUGCCGUGGUGCACUACAUGUACCUUCCUGGAUGGAGUGGAUGGACCUUGCAGUGGUUGAUUCAUUGCCAUAUUUGUAUUACCUACAGUACUUAAUAUUUCGAACUACUGGAUUAAUCAGCUACAAAGACAUUGCGUUUAAGAAUCUCCAGACUGCGAUUUUCAGAGACCAAAACUAUCAUAUCGACACCUCAUUAAAUCUGAUAGGACAUUGUUGGGAACUGGAAGGCAAUUUGUCAAAAGCUUGGCGUGCCUAUACGUUUUCAGUUAAACUUCGAUCGAAGAAUAACGCAGCUUACUGGCACAUGUUUAGGAUGAUUGGAGGUCUUAUUUAUGGGCUUAGAAUGUUAUCCUGGUGACAUUCGGCUACUCAGGGUGUAAAUAUGCAUGACAACGGGAGAAAAUUUGAAUAUAUAUAAGAAUGCCUCAUAGCAGUUGUUAUCAUUUUAUUUUUCGCACUGUGGUGUUGUUUGUUCUGUUCUGUAUUUGUGCUGAUAGAUUUCUUAAUCGCCUUAAAUGAAUAUUUGAGGAGCUUGUUGAAUGUUGAUGAGAGAUUUUUUCUUUGUGAUGUCUAUUUAUUGUAAAUUUUCAGCUUGACUAAUGAUUGUAGCGUAGAUGCAGGUGAACAUAUUCCUGUUCAUAUCCACCAUGUUGUUGUAUUUCAAUUUUCAGAAAGUGUUAUCAAAAGAGACAAAACAUUUUAAUUACGUAGACCUUGUUUACGAAUAUUCUUAUAUAUUGAAUAUGUUUUUAUAUGUGUAUGUACAGUGCUUACUUUUGAGAUCAUUCAUGGUCACUUUUGUUAGAUAUAUUAGGCCUAAGGGUCUUUCUAAUAUUGUAUAACAUGUAAGGUGGGUUUAAGAGGCAUUUGUAUUGGUGCGAGCAGUACUCAAAGGGGUUAGAACUGUAAAACAACAUGUAUUUUUCUUCUUUCUUUGCUCAUUUUCGUUUGCCAUGGUAUUCUGAAUCAAAAAUCAAAGUAUCAAAGAAUCAACGAAAAAUAUACCAAACAAUUAUUCUCCAACAUUCUGAAUUGCCUCAAACGUGUUUCCCUUUUUUUCCAUUACCAUUUGAGUACAAAAUCAUUCGUAUGUUCCUAAAUAUUGAUAAAGCAAGAUGUAUUUGGUAUAUAUUUAUUCAUAAAUCGUUUAAUAUGACCUAAUGAUAGUAAAUGAUAUUAAACAGGUAGGAUAAAGAAAGAUUGCAAGGCUACCAACGAUGGCACAAAUACAUAUUUCAUAACCAUGCUGCAGUUGGGAACUGGAGAUGUUGCGAAAACGUAUGAAACAUAUGGUGUGUUUUUUUCAUGUAACUAUCAUAAACUGCUUACAACUAUUAAGAGCAUGUAGUAGAUCAUUUGUAAACGAACUACAAUGAAUUUAAUUUCAUAUAAUUUCUUUUAAAGUUGAAUAACAAUUUUAUUAUCUCAAUAUGUAUUUAUUUAUUUGUAUUGUAUACGUUUUUUAAUAUUAAUAAUGGAUUGUGGUUAUCGCUGCUCUUUUCAACCAAAUUAAAAAUGUUAAAUAGUUUAUUUUUGUCGGCGCCGCCUACGUUCACGCAAUAACGCCUACAACAAAACGUGUACGUAAAACUACAUAUUCCUUUUGCAAUUAUUCUUUUUUUUCUUGUUGAAAGGAUAGUGUAUGUAACCUAAUUAUGAUCAUGAAAUAUCGUUUAUACAUUUCGCCCAUAGAGUUAUAGUUUGAAUAAAGGUUAAAAUGGCA